AUGACGUCAAAGUUGAAGAAGCCCAGCUUGGCUGAAGAGCUGGACAGUUUGAUAAAUGUUGCGCCUAAGGCAUUUGAAUCCGACGACGACCAAGAGGAAACAAAAGCUAAAGUUGUUGAUAAAUUUGAGGAAUCUCAUUCUGAUGAUGAUCAAACUUCCUCGUUUAGAAAGAAAAAUGUUCCAUUGCUUGAUGAGAUUGAUGAAAGGUAUAAGGGAAAAAAAGUCACGAGGAAAGAAGCUUUUGGUGAGGAAAGUGACUCUGAUGUUGAUGAUCAUGAUGAUGAUGAUGAGAUAAAGUCAGAUGAUGAAUCUGAAGUAGAAGAAGAAGAAGAAAGUGAUGAGGAUGAAGACGAUGAAGAAGAUGAUGAUGAUGAUGAUGAUGAUAAUGAAGACGAAGAUCUAUCUGAUGAUUAUGAUCAAGAUGAAGAAAAUCCUUUGUAUCGUGACCGCAGUGACAAUACAUUUAAAAAUUUAGCAUCUGAUGCUCAGUCAGAUGUUGAAAAAGCAAACUGCGUUGCAAAACAACAAAAAAUAUGGGAAAAUUUACUUGAGAUUCGUAUAAAAUUGCAGCCAGUUUUGAUGACCAGCAACAAGAUGCCCCAGUACGAUGUCGUGAAAACUAUGGAACCUACUCCAGAGUUCAUUAAACAAAAAGAUCAAGUUCAAAGUAAAUUGUGUGGUAUACUAGAUAAUUUGCUUAAUCUUCAGGAGAAAUUAUUGAAAAAUUAUCCCGAGACUAAAAAUUUAUUAGACAAAAAAGCGACCGAGAGCAAAACUGAUGAUGAUGGUGAUGAAGAGAUUUGUUCAGACACUGAAGAUGAAGUGGAAAAGUCUGAAGCGGAGUCGGAAGAAGACUCCGAAGAACCGCCAAAGAAAAAGACAAAACGCAGUUUGAAUGGUUACGAGAAAAUAAUAAACGAUAUUCAUAAUAAAUACUCGCCCUAUCGCGACUCCGUGAUUCAGAAAUGGAAUGACAAGACUCGCGUAGCCACUGGGAAAAUAAGUAAGAAUGCUAAUCAGUCGAUAGUGAAACAAAUCGAGUUUGUGCUAAAUGACAAGCCAAAGCUGAUAAAACGGACGCAGUUGAAGCGCUCGGAGUACGAGAUCGUGGGAAAGAAAUCGCUGGACGAAACCGACGAGGACGGCAGGCGAAUUCAUGAGUACGAUCAUGAAAUUUACGACGACGAUGACUUUUAUCAGCAGUUAUUACGUGACUUAAUUGAGCAAAAGACCGCCCACAUCACGGAUCCACUGGAGCUGGGCAGACAGUUCUGUAAAUUGCAAAGUUUGAGGAACAAAUUGAAACGUAAAAUAGACACACGUGCAACCAAAGGCCGCAGAAUACGUUACAAUGUUCAUAAUAAAUUAGUUAAUUACAUGCCGGCGAUUACUGUCAACGACACUUGGAGCGAUUUAGCUAAAACUGAAUUGUAUAAUUCGCUCUUUGGUAAAAUAAAGUCUCAUAAUUAAUAAAUAAAUUAAUAAUAAUU
Molecule: messenger RNA, 1490 nt
Organism: Microplitis mediator
Lineage: Eukaryota; Metazoa; Arthropoda; Insecta; Hymenoptera; Braconidae
Gene: Aatf
Product: protein AATF-like
Exons: 2
Coding region: 1-1470 (489 amino acids)
Biological process (GO): regulation of transcription by RNA polymerase II
Cellular component (GO): nucleolus; nucleus
Source: RefSeq, a predicted model, not a curated record